Molecule: messenger RNA, 732 nt
Organism: Sphenostylis stenocarpa
Lineage: Eukaryota; Viridiplantae; Streptophyta; Magnoliopsida; Fabales; Fabaceae
Source: the annotation of a GenBank genome assembly
AUGGGAAUGGGAGAAGUCAUUGAGAAAAAUGGCAAAUUGUAUCUUAUGGAACUUGGAGCUUUAGACCUAUUAGAAAAUAGUGGUAGAAGCAUAUCUCUGACAGAAAUGUAUGAAAAGGUUGCUGGCGGGAAGAGUGGAUGUUGUUGGGAGUUGUUUGAGGUUUACAGGCACCUCAAGUCUCUCGGUUACAUAAUUGUGCGGCAUGGUGUUCUUUGGAGUUUGAAGAGUAUUAAAAGUUCCCAUAGACCUGCUGCUCUUGAAAUCACAGAAGAAAGCAAUGGACUAGCAGAUAUGGGUUCCAAAUCUGAGCUUGGUAUCGAUAAGUUAUUUUCUGAUUUGCAGAUUAAUGAGUUGAUGCCAGAUUUUGAUGUUUAUCUUCCAAAUAGCCGGUUUAGAAAGUCUUCCCCUGGUGAUCCAAGUUUUCUACUAUACUUAUCUAGAGGAAUUCACACUGGCAGACACGCUGCUUCAUUGCGUGGCAGUGUGUGUUCGGGUUGGGGGGUUGUAAGGGGUCAUCCACCAUCUAAAGUAGAGAUUGAAUCUCUUGAGAAACAAUGUGGUGGCAUUCCUUUGAAAAUCUGCCAGCUUAUAGGAUUCGGUGAUGUGCGAGAAAGAUGCAGAAUGGGCUCAGUGACACACAACCAGUACUUGGCUCUAGCCAAACUGAUCAUGAUAUUGAUGUGGGAGCAUGUUAUUGUUGACCAUAGCAAGAAUACGAAGGCAUUGGCUUAG